Messenger RNA from Apis cerana (Asiatic honeybee), 5398 nucleotides. RefSeq names its product SLo interacting protein 1 (gene Slip1). NCBI's taxonomy places the organism in Eukaryota, Metazoa, Arthropoda, Insecta, Hymenoptera, Apidae. The record is from RefSeq and is a predicted model, not a curated record. Gene Ontology annotation, molecular function: protein binding.
UAAACGAAUUUAUAUGAAAUUUUAUAUUUCUAAAAAAUAAUUAUUUUUUUAAGAAAAAUUUAUAAAACUAGCAUUCUAUACUCUUUGUCUAACAGCUUUGUCAUUUGUCUAAAUUAUGAUCAAUUGUAAAUCCUUGGACGAAAUGUACGAAUAGAGACAUUUGAAUUUCUUAACACAUUCGCGUUAGAUAAAUACAACGAAAUACGACGAUAAAGAAAUUUCUACGAAACAUAGUGAUUCGAAGUAUGCGUUUAUCAACGUUGGUCGGUUAUCGAAAAAACUGGCCCUGUUGUACUACACAUUUGUACAUGUUUCGUUUAAUUUUAGCAUUCACGAUGCGAUCUAGGGGAUGGCGUAUUCCUUCUCUUCUUUCUUUUGUCCUUUGGAUCUUUCGUUUCUUUCUGUUACGCGGAAUAUCGAAUGGUCCAAGUUACAAACAUCUCGAUACGAGAAAAGUUUUCUUUAAUUGGAAAAUAAAUAUGGAAAAUCAUUAAAAUUUAUCGAAGAAUAAUAGAUGGUAAACGAUGUUGAUAAAAGAAAUAAGAAAUUAUUUCUUAUGCAGUAGAUAAUAAAAAUAGAGCAAAAGAUUUGAGCGCGAUUAAACGAAUUAUACGCGAUUAUGCGUGAAUUUCACCAGAAUAGAAUAUAAGUUACAAUUGAUACGCGAUUGUGUUCGCGUCGAAGUGACAAAGAGGAUCCGUUUAAAUCGGUAAGCGUGAAAUAACGAUUGGGGAGUGAUUCGCAGCGUCACAAAAAUCACUGUGCGUUUUCAACUUUGCACGAAUCGAUGAAAAAAGUAAAAAAAUAAAAGUUGAACUGAACGUUAAGAUAAAAAUGUUAAGAAGUAAAGAUGUUUGAGAAAACGAAUAAGACGCACGGGAGUGCAUUUGUUUCUCUGUGGCACAUUCGUCGACGGGGCGGGAUAGGAUAUAAAUUUUUUUCUAGACAUAACGAGCUUUUUAUUCUUUGAUCAAUGAUGAAGUAUUGAUAACAUCGCUACCACUUUACGUGUCGUUAAACACGCGUCGCCUUUGCUCGACAAAGCAGGAACUUAAGUUGCCCUUUCUGAACUCUGUAACGUAUCUAUAUGUAUACAUAGAUUUAAUUAGCGAAGGAAACCUGCGUGUCGCGCUUUAAUAUCGGAGCUUAAUUUAAAUGCAUAUCGUGCGACAUGAUGCAACACGCUUCUCUCUGCUUUGCUUGGUCGGAAGAGUAGAUGGAUUAUUAUCAUAGACGAAAAUAGCCUUUCUGAUGGAUGGCGUAAAAGGGAGAAAAGGACGUUGUUUUUUUCUUUUGAUAUCUAGAGAUAUUUAUAAAUUUCACUUAACCUUUCUCGACAUGAUCGAAAAUGAAAAAUGGACGGAACACGAUCCUCUAAUUUAAUUUAAAAUUUAUAUAUAUAAAAUAAAUACGUUGUUUCUCGUUUUUUCAAUUUUGGAAGGCUUUUGUUUUUUCCUUUCUUCCGUUGAUUCGAGCGCAUUUUGCGAACUCGAUUAAUAUUCAAAGUACGAUUUAUAUUCUCUUUACGAGAUCAUCUCGUAUGGUACGAAGCAAUUACGAGAGUUUAUUUGCUCGGGGUUUUCGAGAUAAAGUAAUCGGUGUUUGGUGGAGAGAAGAAUAGAGGAAUCACGUUUACGAGAGAACGUAGAUCUUGCGGUAAAAUGGUGUCACGAUACUCGUAAGAUUUCCAAUUUAAUUUGUUGGUUUUGUAACGAUGCGAUUGCAUGGAUGAAACGUAUAAAGUAUUCGUUAUAAUGCAUCGAAGAGAAGAGGAGAAGAUGAAAUCGCAAAAAUUACUCGAUAACUGGGAACGGUUGAAAAUAUUAAAAUUUUUUUUUUUCUUCGAACACUCCUCGUACUCGAGAUAAUUGCCAUUUGCGCCAAUAAAGUCGGAAUCUCGCCAGUUUCUCGUACCUACUAUACCUACUUCUCUUGCUCGUCACCGUUGUUUUCCCCCUUUUCCCUUUCUUCACCCCACCGUCGAACCCACUCUCUUCUCACUUCUUGCUUUCGUUCGUUCGUUCGUUCGUUCGUUACAUGUUCGCUUGGUAUGUAUUUUAUGUGCGUUCCUAGGCCUUUUCUUUUCGAUCUCUUUUCCUUCCUUCCUUUUUUUCUCUACUGCGUCCGUGCGAUAUAUCGUUCGAUCUUAUCUAACCACAACGAGAAAUUUUACGAUUAUCGGUUAACGACCUUCUCUUUCCCUUUAACCGUUUGCUAGAGAUAUUAAAAACAAAAUUAUUUUACAAAAGGAUUUCUUUAAUUCUCUGUAAUCGAGGACACGAACGUGGGCAGGGAAUGUGGAUAUAUAUACUUGCAUGGUAAAUGGUCAAGACGUUUCAAAUUCGAGCCACGAGGAUGCGGUACGUUGCUUUCAAUCGGCCCAAGAGCCGAUCAUCGUGGAAGUGUUGCGACGUCAGCCGCAACAACAACAACAACAACAACAACAGCAGCAGCAUCACCACGGUCACCGAGUACAUUGUGCUCAAGAGGAAAAAGAGUCGGAGAGACGAGAGCACGGAACGAGCAACGCUUGGCCGAAUCUCGUCUCGACCGCGGUGCAGACCGAUUGGGCCGGACUUAUAGAGACGGAGGAGGAGGUCGUGGACGAGCAGCCGAACGAUAGUUUCGAAGAUUUUCUCGCGCACGACAUCGACUUUGAGGAGGUCACGUUGCGGAAGACGGGCAGCGCCGAGAAGCUGGGGCUCACCGUCUGUUACAGUUCCGGUUCGGGCAGCGAAGACGCCGACACCGAGGUUUACAUCUCGGAAAUAGUUCCUGAAAGUUUGGCGGCGCGCGACGGCCGAUUGCGAGAAGGCGAUCAAAUCCUCAGGGUGAACGGAAAAGACGUGGCGAACAAGGAACAAACGGAGAAUCUUUUCGCCGAAACGAAGAACGCGGUGACCAUUCUGGUGAGCCGAUGCCUGUACCAGGACGACGAUUACGAGGAGAGGCGCGCGUAUCGUCGGGGGUCGCCGUUGCUCUCGCCGGACCACAUACCCUCCUAUCAGAACAGUUUGAUCGAGCAAUUGAUCCGGCAACAGCAACAGCAGACGGAAGAGCGAACCAAAGACUCGGAGGAGGACGGGUCGACGCUGAGGCCUCCCGUUCCUGGUCACACCCCCUCGUCCACCUGUUCCUCCCAGGCCUCGCAAAAGGGAGGUAGAAACGGCGCGUCGCCGGCGCGACACGCGGACCACGAGCGCGGCAAACAAUGGGCGCAGGACGCGGUGAAGGAUUGCUCGAAGAAGAUGGAGGGCCUCUGCGUGCGCGGACAGUCGGGUUGCGGCGAGGGGGGCGGCGGGGGCGGCGAGGGAGGGGGAGGGACGACCUCCUCCCCCUCCGUCAGACUGGCAGAAGCGUACUCGAAUCACGUGUGGAGCGAAACGGAGCACAUCUACGAGACGAUACCGGAGUCGGAUAGCGAGCCGAUCUAUUCCUCCCCGUACGAGCACCAUCGCCACUGGCACCAUUCCUCCAACAGUCAUCACGGGCCGAGCGUCGUUGCCACGGCUCAAACCACCGCCGUUUCCACCGCGAACGCGGUCAACGUUGCGUCGAGCGCCGUGAUCCAAUACACGCAAACCGGGCAGGGGAGUCAAACGUCGGCCGGCAGAUGGUAUUGCUCGUCGAAGAGCAACAGUUCGGGCGAGGAAAAGGACAGCUCGAGCGCUUACAAUACCGGCGAGUCGUGCAACAGUAAUCCGCUCACGUUGGAGCUGCAACGUGGCGAGAAAGACCAUCACAAGAGCACGCUGGUUCUUUGUCCCCCGAAGAUGUCCACGAUUCAUCAUCACCAGCAGCAACACCAGCAGCAGCAGCAGCAGCAGAGAUUCGGCUGCACGUGUUCCGCUUUUACCGGUAAACAGAUCAACAGAAAUUAUUCGAACAAAAGAGCGUCGAGCUCCCAAUACUACAAGGAUCGCGCUACGGAUUCGACGAGCGCGGGCAAUCUGCCCGCCGACACCAUGUACACCAAUAUCGCCAAUCUUCAACAAACGAUGCUCUUGCAGCAACAGUUGUUCAAACAGGCGCUUGAUCGGAGGAACUCGACGAUCGCCGGUUCGAGGGAGAGCAGCAGCGUGACCGCGGUCGCCGCCGUUCCCGCAAGCACCGCGAAGAAAUCGAGGUCUCACGGCAACUUUCAAGCGCCGAACUUGACGCGAUACCAGUUUGUCGGCAGCCAACAGGUGUGCACCUCGUCCAACUCGUGGAUACCCCCGGAGGACAAAGGGAACGAGGUGCAAAUGGAAUGGAAAGUGAAAAGGCGAGCGGACGGAACCAGAUACAUCGCGAGGAGACCGGUCAGAAAUCGUAUUCUGAGAAACAGAGCGAUCAAGAUAUCGGAGGAGCGGGCUGGCCACAGCACGGAGGACGACACCAUGUCGGAAGUAAAGGUGGUCGCAGCUUCUUCCAAUUCCAUCGAUCCCUUUUCACCCGUCAUCUCUCUUUUCUCCCUCGUGUUCCAGGUCGGCAGAUAUUGGACCAAAGAAGAGCGUAAAAGACAAUUGGAACGUGCCCGAGAACGUAAGCAGAGGCAGCAAGAGUUUCAAUUGUUGCAGCAGCAGCAGCAGCAGCAGCAGCAACAGCAACAGCAGCAGCAGCAGCAGCAACAGCAGCAGCAGCAAACCAACGAGUUAUUGACAUCCGAGCAUGGAGAACACGAAAAGCUCGCGAAGAAGCCGCUCAAUAUUCUCGAGCUUAGUCACAAAAAAAUGGCUCGUAAGAAAAACACCUUGGACGACUUUACUACGGUUCAAGAGAUGCUGGUCCACGGAAACAGGGUUGGUGGAACGGGAGGUCCUGGAGGAACCGGGGGCAAAUUGAUGGGUCUUCUUUCGGUAACGACCGUUUGAAUCGCGAACCGCUCCCGUCGCUACUUCUUCGUGCUUCCUUUUAUCCACUGUCUCACCGUCAAUUCUGAUCUCGUUGCUGUUCCUUCACUUUUUUCACCGUUUCUCUUUAUCCUUUCGACGAUCUUACGAUUAUUUCGCAUGAUCAACGCACACGUAAUAACUACUGAAAUUAGAAGUACGAUCGCUUUUACGAAUUUCUAUUUUAUUCCUUUUCUCUCGGCGAUUUUUCGUUCGUUUCGAACGUGAAAACUAACAAACGAGUCGCAUCGCAUCGUUGAAUAUCGAUAAACGCCGUAUACGGUUGUACAUAUUUCUUUCGUAUAACGAUAUAAAUGUAUGUAGAUUAUUUUACACGAGUUAAAACUUGUAUGGGCGAAGAAAAUAGAAUAAAAAAAAAACGCUUUUGUAGAUAUGUACAAUAACGAUCGUAUGUAACGAAUAAGACGCGGAUAAAAUUGUAAAUCAGGAUUCUGUGCCCCACAAGGAAAGACGGAAGGAUAUUCGCACUGUUUCCUAACAAUAUACGAUUCUUUUAAACUUUUAAA